Amphiprion ocellaris (clown anemonefish) is the source of this 4617-nucleotide messenger RNA. It is a transcript of the gene map7d2a, whose product is annotated as MAP7 domain containing 2a. Gene Ontology annotation, biological process: microtubule cytoskeleton organization. The record is from RefSeq and is a predicted model, not a curated record. The coding region runs from base 95 to 2803 and encodes 902 amino acids. Lineage: Eukaryota; Metazoa; Chordata; Actinopteri; Pomacentridae. Gene Ontology annotation, cellular component: microtubule cytoskeleton. The transcript is spliced from 17 exons.
UCGGAAGCGGAUACCUGCGCUGCAUCGGCACCACUGCAGACCGUGUAGGCUGAACUGCGCCUCCGUUGCACAUUUGGCUCUAUUCUGGCUGACCAUGGAGAAGGCGGUCACAUCACCAUCCGGCGCACUAGCAGGGGAGAAGAUGGCACCACCAUCCAUCAGUCUACUUCCUGACAAGAGAUCUCCAACAAACAGUCACAGCUCUCCAGCCCGAACUGGAAAGACUACUCCAUCUAACUCAGAGAAGAAGCCACACAUGAAUGGACAUGCAUCCCCGUCACACUUAGCAGCUAACGGCAGUAACAACCAUGGAGGUAAACAAAUCAUGGAGGGUUACAUGAAGACAGAUGACAGGAUGCGUUUAGCCAAAGAGAGACGUGAGGAGAGGGAGAGAAGCCUGGCGGCCAGGGAGCAGCUGAUCAGAGAGAAGGAGCGCCGAGCUCGGUUGCAGUACGAACGCACAGUGGAGGAACGCUGGAGGCGUCUGGAGGAGCAACGGCAGAAAGAGGAGCUGCGAAGAGCUGCAGUGGAGGAGAAGAGGAGGCAGCAGCUCGAGGAGGAGAAGCAGCGACUUGAGGCCCUGUUGAAACGCUCUCUGGAGCGAAGCCUUCAGCUGGAGCAGAGGACAAAACGCUGGAGCAGGGGCUGCCCUACAGGAGCAGGUGACUGUGAGAAUGCCCCACUCCCUUUCUCUGCUGCCUCCGCCUUUUCCCAUGGCAUUGCCUCCCCCCUUCCUGCUGUCAGCGAAUCUGCUCCCUGCAGCCCUCACAGGUCACCUUUCUGCAGUUCGCUGAACCCUGCAGAUCACAGCAGACCUGGACUUCACGGAGGCUCUCAGUCCACACCCAAUACCCCCAAGAAAGAGCGGCUGCGCAGAGAAAGAAGAACUGCAUCCCCGGGUUGUGGAUCCCCUGUGAGAAGAUCUGAAUCUCCUGCCGGUGUCACCAAGCACUUGGCUUCCCCUACUACCUCCAAGCUGGUGUCUAGGAUGCGUGCCCAGUCUCCCAGCAGUGCACAUCAGUACCAUUAUUCUCCAACAAGACAACGCCCAAACCUGACAUGUGAUGACAGGAAAUCAGAGGAGAAGAAGCUGGAAAAACAUUGUGAACAAUCCAAAACUGAGACUGCAGUGAAAAAGAAUCCUGACAUCAGCAGCACAAUUUUACAAGCUGAGAAGAAUGCGGUCAACGUUGACAUCACUAAAAACAAAUCACCUAAAGGUGAACACAUUGACAAGCAUCUCAAAGCUGAAGUGAGAAACCAGUCUCCUGACAGAAAGAACCCCAUGUCUCCUAAAGUGGAUUCGUCAGAGAAGAAGACGCAGAACAACGUUCAGGAUGGAGACAAGAAAAAAGAAUCAGCACCGUGCACAUCGGCAGGGAAGGUGGCAGCUGGCACAACAAAUGCAGAGGAGGCCACCAGGCUGCUGGCGGAACGAAGGCGUCAGGCUCGAGCUCAGAAGGAACUAGAGGAUAAAAAACGGGAACUAGAGGAGGAAGAAAGAUUGAGGGAAGAGCAGCUGAAGAAGAAAACCGCACAGGAGCGGCAACAACAAGAGGCAAAGGCUCAACAAGAGGCAAAGGCUCACCAAGAGAAGGAGAGAGGGAAAAGAGAGGAAGAUAAUAACAGGCUGAAAGAAGAAGACGACAAACAAAAGAAGGAACAGCAGGAGAAGGAGUUACAGAUCCAGAUGGACAGAGAGAAAGAAAAAGUCAAGGUCCAGGCUCAAGAGGAUGCAGAGCGUCAGCGGCAAGACAGAGAACUGCAGGCGCAACAAGAAGAGGAGGAGAGACAGCUAAGAAAAAAGAGAAUUGAGGAGAUCAUGAAGAGAACUAGGAAGGGUGAAGCUGACCUGAAGAAGGAGGAGCAGGUGGAGGCGAAGUCGGCAGGGGAUGUAAAGACUGUUCAAACUACUGCUCAGGUCAACGAGCAGCCAGUCAAAAAGGUUGAGUUUCAGGUUAAACAGCAGGUCCAGGCCAGAACAAAGGAAACCGUGAAGAAAGAAGCAGCAUCGCAGAUGGACAAUCAGAAGAGCAUUCAAGUUAAAAACAACACUUAUCUUGCUCCACCAACACACAGUGUUCCUGACAAGAGACCCGACACCAAACAAAGCAGCGAAGAGCACAGCAGCCAACUUAACAAAGAAGCCAAAGCAUGUGUUCUCAAGCAGCAGGGAAAAGAGGCGGAAAUGAAUGUAAACAAGCAGCGCAGAGCAAAUGUGAAAGUCACAGACCAAACGAAUAAACAGCCAACAAAGCCGACAGAAGAUGCCAAAGUAAACCAAAGGGAGGGAAGUAUGACGAACGGAGCGGUGAAGGGUGAAGGAAGUGCCUUGAUGAGCAGUCAUCGAACUGCUGAAGUAAGCAAACAGAAAAGCCUGGAUGUGACGUCAGCUGAAGGAAAGGCUCAGGGAGGGGCCCGGGUGGAGGUCAUCAGACCUCCUGUGACACCCCUGCCGGUGGGACCACCACCAAUCAUCAAACUGGAGCCGCUAGAUGUGAAGCGAACAGGGUCUGGUGAUGAGGUGCAGUCGAUGGAGGUCAGCCCAGCUUCAAGGGAAGAACUCAUUUCAAUCCCAGAGUUCUCACCCGUCAACGAAAUGCAGCACUGUGGCAUGAGUAACACUCGAGCUCUGGAAGAUCUCAUUGACCUGACAGGAAGUGCCACUUACUCCAAACUGUCCUCUGAAAGCAACAUAGGAGACUGCAACAAGAACCUCAUUGAGGGUGUUGUUAGUCCCAUGUCAGACUCAAAGCUCAUUGGGAUGUCGCCUCCAUCUUCUAAUAAACUUAGCGUCCAGUAGUUUCUCUUUCUCCUGCUCUCCUGCUUGCCUUGUCGCUCUCUCUUCUCUCUGUCACACACACAGGCUGUUGCAUUUCACCCUUCUGUCUCCACAGUUAUGGAAAUAGAGCCAUAGAGAUUGUCUUAACAAAUGUAAACUAUGACUUGCAAUAUAAAAAUAACAUCUCCUGCAUACUAAUCACAUAGCAACUGGGCACUGAGGUGAUGUGUUAAAGGUUUGGUUUAAUCUUGUUCUGUGUAAGGUGGAGAGAGAAGUUGUGAGUAGAUAUGUGACAAGGAUAAAAAAGACAAAUAUCAGGGUUUUUAAUAAUAUAUGAAUUUAGAAAACAAACUAUUACUACUAGCAUCUUUUAGCCUGGUAAGAAUCUCAGUUGUUGUUUUUUUCCUCACUGGUCCCAGUUCAUUUCCACUACUGGAGUAUUAAAGCCUGCUCAGAGCAUCAAGCCUUUCAGUGAGAUUCAGUGUGUUGCAGGGGAAGGCAUGACUAUUUCAUUUUAACAAUGGCCUAGUUUUUAAUACUUAAAAAUGUUAUUUCUAGGUAAUGUUAUUCAUGCAUGUUGACUGAUGACUGACUUGGAUGGAAUUCAUUAAAUGUAUCUGUCAAACUAAAACCCAACCAGACUGUCAGAACCACAGCAAUCUUAACCCACUGAUGUGCAAUCAUGGGAUUAUUCACAUUUUUUAAAAAAUUCUAAACAAUGAGUUGAUUCAUUUCAGCUCUUUUUGAUCUUUAAAUGAGGCUUUCUAAAUGCAUGUGACUGAGAAAUAUGAACCCAUAGCUGUCAACUUGAAUGCUACUGCACAUUAAGGAAAAAGAUGCUGGCAUCAACACAAAUGAUGGUGCAGAAACAGCUUCAGUCUCCUACUUGGAUUCUAUCGCAAAUAUACAGUUAUCAAGCAAGCAAAGCACCUUUUAUGCAAUCACUCUUCUGAUAGGAUUGAGCUCCAAUGAUAAAAACGCAGACAACUGAGCAACUUCGUGUCAUCUAAAACAUUUUCUGUGGGAGAAUCUUGCUUUGACGAACUCAGUGCAAACAGAUCUAUAAAACAUUCAUUCACUAGGCUCCACUGGAUAGAUAUGUGGCUGCUGAUGUGUCAGUCUGAAGUGCACUGGAGAAGGAAUGUGUGUUUAACAGCCAACAUGUAUGUGUACUCUGUAGCUAUAAAAAUGCCCUUUGAUGUUAAGGUUUUUAUCCUUCCAUCUUGCUGUAUUCUUUAGUCAUGUGCAGGAACUACACAGUGGUUCCUUAGCGUCUGCAGCAAUUCAUAUAAUGACAAAUAAUUGCAACUAUUCAUUCCAUGUAUUAUGCCAAAAUGUGAUUUCAGUAGAGAUGCCUUAUAAGGGACUAACCAGUUUCUUUAUUUCUGUGUUUAUUUUUCCAUUUGGUCACUGGGAUAGAUGUGUGUCACCUGUAAUACUUGAACCUUGGUUUGAAAUGUCAUCUCUGACGUGCUGCAGAUAAUUAUACCAACAGCUGGGACACACUGAGACAUUUAGGUUUGUGUUCCUGCAGACUACCCGUAGCUGAAAAAGUCUUAAGUGAAGUAGCCAUACAGAAACAUACAGUAUUUGUGAGUUAGGAUUUGCUUUAUAUUUUGCAGUUGUGUUGCAGUCUUUAUUGCAAAUGACUGGUUUUAGGUAAAAGCAAAUAAGCAUAAAGAAAUUAUACAUACAGUCACUUCAAAAAGUAUUCAAGUCUGCUCAUACCCGCACAUCAAAACACAAAUCUUUAAGUUAUGUAAUUACUGUAGACAUUGUGCAUGUUUGGCAUGAUCACAACAGUGUUAUCUGAAACAAUAAAGUGUAAAACUGAG